AUGGAGCGUAUAAGAAACCGUUAUACAAAGCAGAGUAUUGUGGUUUCCAAUUAUCGCUCUACAAUCAAGCGUCUUGCUGGGGACACGGCUUCGCUCUCAUCUAUACCGUCACUUAAAUCUCCAGACUCUCCUGACAUGGCUGUCAGCGCUAUAGUACCGACGGAGGCAUCCACGGUCUUCUAUUCAAUUAGCACAACAGCUUCUAUCGUAGAGACGCUGACGAGUGACGAGAAUUCGGCCUUCAUUACAGCACCUUCUCUUCGGAGUUCAAGCACGUACGUCAGUGUAUUAGCGAGCAUUUAUGUCAACAGACAUACUGUAGUGGAUGGCAACGGACAAUUACAACCUAGCAGAGACUCUCAGAGCUGUGGAGCUGUGAUCAGCGAAUCUACGUUAGUGAAGCAAGAUCGGGCUGGUGGAAUGGCCCACCUACCUACCCAUGAGCAACCUUAUUUUGGAACCUUUCAAACCUUCGUUAAAGAUCUCUCACCUAGUACCCAAGCGAUCCAGCUGGAAGCACAAGCAUCGUACUUGGACCUCUUGUGGUUACUAGAGGAUCAAGUCGGCAUACCACCGCACAGAAUCAGUCUGUACUACAACGGCUGCCGCCUUUCAGAUACGAUUAACCUUCCAAACAAUGACACACUCCAAGGUUCAGUCAACGCUUACAUGUUAGACAUGUAG
Molecule: messenger RNA, 684 nt
Organism: Bipolaris sorokiniana ND90Pr
Lineage: Eukaryota; Fungi; Ascomycota; Dothideomycetes; Pleosporales; Pleosporaceae
Exons: 1
Coding region: 1-684 (227 amino acids)
Molecular function (GO): protein binding
Source: RefSeq, a predicted model, not a curated record